AUGCCCCAGUCGCAGUAUCACCCUCUGCAGUUCAACCCCCAGACGAAGGAGCCUUUCCUCCGACUCCCCAGCCCUCAUGAACACAUAAUCUUGACGCCUCCGCGUACCUCCGAUGGACCCGCGAUCUUCUCCCACAUGAGCGAUCCUCGCGUUUAUAGCUGGCUUGAAGGGCCACCAUUCCCCUACCGCCCCGAGCACGCCGAGCAGUGGAUCAGCAUGAUCAAGAAAGACGCGGAUGCCGCUUUGGAAGUCCUCCGUAUCGCAAGCGAAGCUGAUCCAGACGCGCCGCCGGUGUUGGUAUCGGCAUGUCCGGUACGCUGCAUCCGAGAGGUUCGCGACGACGGUAGCGAUAUCUUCUUGGGCGACAUCGCGAUCUUGCGUGAACGUUGGCCGGACGAGUCAGAUGAAGACGCGCAAAAGGCCUUGAAGGACCCCAACUACGAGAGACCACUGGGUGACCCUGAGAUCGUAUGGUGUUUUGGAGACUACAUCGCCGCCUCUCACCAGGGGCGAGGAAUCAUGAGCGUGGCCAUUAGAACAUUGAUUCACGAAUGGGCCGUACCUCGCAUGGGAGUGCGGCAGAUUCGCGUUGAGACGUUCGAAGAGAAUCUUGGGAGCCGUCGCGUCUUCGAGAAGAACGGAUUUGUGUACGAGAAGACAACACCGAUGGAGAGAAAACUAGAAUCGGGCCGCCUUGUUAAAGGCAUGCACAUCCUCUGGUGGAAGGCGCAAUGA
This is a messenger RNA of Epithele typhae, 735 nucleotides long. Its product is annotated as acyl-CoA N-acyltransferase. Gene Ontology annotation, molecular function: acyltransferase activity, transferring groups other than amino-acyl groups. NCBI's taxonomy places the organism in Eukaryota, Fungi, Basidiomycota, Agaricomycetes, Polyporales, Epitheliaceae. The record is from RefSeq and is a predicted model, not a curated record. The coding region runs from base 1 to 735 and encodes 244 amino acids. The transcript is spliced from 2 exons.